Messenger RNA from Effrenium voratum, 2475 nucleotides. The record is from the annotation of a GenBank genome assembly. Lineage: Eukaryota; Dinophyceae; Suessiales; Symbiodiniaceae.
AUGCAGGAGACGGGGCUCUCCGGGAACGUGGUGUCCUACAGCAGCUGCAUCGGCGCCUGCGAGUGGCCCCGCGCAGCUCAGCUGCUGGCAGUGCUGCGCUCGAGGUGCCAGGCGAAUUUGGUGGCCUUCAACAGCGCGGCGAAGCAGGCGCCCUGGACACGGGCGCUAUUCCUGGAGGUCCGGCAGCGGGGCCUCCAGCCCAGCGCCGUGUCGCUGGGCACCGCCCUGGCGGACGCUUCCGGAUGGCCCAGAGCCGUGCAGCUGCUCCGCGAGACACGCGCCAGGUUGCUGCGGGCCAACCAGGUCAUCUACACCGCCGCAGCCGCCCACUUCAGCGGAGUGUGGCGGCAAGGCGCCGAGGCUCUGGCGGAGAUGGCGCAGAAGGCCCUGGAGGUGAACCUCAUGGCCUACAGCUCAUGCAGCGAAGGUGGCCCUUGGCUCUUUUGCCUGGGACUCUUUCAGCAGCUCGAUGUGUCGCAGCUGCAGCCUGACGUGGUAGCCUUUGGGGCGGCGAUGAGUGCCUGCAGCCACGGAACGUGGCCUCAAGCAUUAGCGCUCCUUCUUCAAGCACAUUCGCAAGAGCUGCGCGGCGCCGCACUAGAUGUGGGAGCUAUUUGCGCUGCCGAGAGGAGCAGCCAAUGGCGGCAAGCAUUGUUGCUGCUGGAUACCAUGCGGCGGCGGGGUGUGCAGGAUGUGGCAGCAGCAAAUGCUGCCAUCAGCGCUUGUGGAAAGGCGGAGCAGUGGCAAGCGGCCUUGGCCUUGCUCGCCAGCAUGCAGGAGGUCACCGUAAUCUCCUUCAACGCGGGCAUCAGCGCCUGCGAGAAGGCGUCGCAGUGGCAGACGGCGCUGGGCCUCUCCAGCCGCAUGCCCGAAGGCCGUGUGCAGGCGGACAGUAUCACCAUCAACGCCUUGAUCAGCGCUUGCGAGAAGUCCGCCAUGUGGCGCCAGGCCUUGCAGCUCCUGGCGAUACCAGCGGCAGCGGAGAGCCUCAUCGCCCGCAAUGCUGCCAUGAGCGCCUGCGAGAAGUCUGGGCAGUGGCAAAUGGCUCUUGGCUUGCUCAUGCAGCUACCGGACAUCACUCUUCAGGCUGACACCGUCAGCUACAAUGCGUGCAUCUCCGCCUGCGAGAAGUGCGCAGUGUGGACCUGGGCCGUGGAGCUGCUGUCAGGCAUGGAGCCCGACACUGUCUCCUUUAGCGCUGCAAUCAGCGCCUGCGAGAAGGGGCAACAGUGGCCAUUGGCAUUGUGGUUGCUGCAGAGCCUGGAGCUGGCGCUGGGCUUCGAGGCGGUGGCCUGCAAUGCAGCCAUCAGCGCCUGCGAGAAGGGUUUCCAGUGGCAGCGCGCUUUGGUCUUGUUGAAGAGCAUGAAGGCCAGCUCACUGCCAGGCAGCAUCAUCACCUACGGGGCUCUGAUCACUGCCUGCGGCAAGUGCGAGCAAUGGCGGCAGGUGCAAGCGCUGCUGGACGAGCUUCACUCCCUGCACCUGGAAGCGAAUGGCAUCACUUGCAAUGCCGUGAUCAGCGCCUUCCGGAAGGCCGAGCAGUGGCAAUUGGCCGUGGCCCUUUUCCACCAGCUGCGGGCAGAUGCCGCACAUUUGGACGUGCUCACCUUCGCUGCAGCGGGCGAAGCAGCAGCCAUGGGCCUUCAGCCGGUGGCAGAGGUUUUGACUGCUGCGCAGCAGCGCGCAUUGCAGAACCUCGUAGUUCAAGUCUUCGGCGCGAACCCAUCAUGCGCCUCCGUUGGCACAGGAUACAAUGAUCCGUCCAACGAGGCGCAGCACGUCACCGCGGAUGACGCCACGGCUUGCCAGGAAGACUGCAAGCGGACGGAGAUCUGUGCAUUCUUCACCUGGUAUCCGGACUCCAAAGGCUGCUGGCUACAGAGCUCCGCGUCCGUGAAGAAUGUGACCUUCGAUGGCGUGGUCAGCGGGCCCGUCAGGUGCAUUCUGGACGAUGCAAAAGAACAGAUCAAAGCAGGCUCGCAGGAAGUGGUGAAUGCUUUGAACAAGAACACUGGCGCGGACUUCAAGUGGAAGUGGGUUUGGGUCCUCAUUGGCCUCGGCGCAUCCGCCGUUGGGCUUUGCUGUGUCGCCGCUGUUUGCUGCAGUGGCGGCAAGAAGUCAAAGCGUUCCUCCAAGGUGGGCGCACGGGAUGUGGAGAAGCAAGCCUCAAGGGCUGAAGAAGCGCCUUUGGUGCAGGCGCCCGCGGCAACGGCGCCAACUUUUGCCUACCCGGGAUACCCGGCCACCUACCCGGCUGCGAACUACCCCAGCUACCCCAACUACCCGGCAGCUCCGCAGGGCUACGUCUACCGCUAGCCUGCUCGAUGUGGAGAAGCCAUUUUGCGCGGGUGUUUACAGAAAGCUGAACAUGGACGCGCACGAUGUGUCGUCGAUUUGGCGUCAAGCAUCCGACGUGAAAUCCAAGUGCAAUGAGCCAAAGUGCUCAGUUGCAAUGGAGCUCGACUUGCCCUGGGC